Molecule: messenger RNA, 2754 nt
Organism: Salvelinus namaycush (lake trout)
Lineage: Eukaryota; Metazoa; Chordata; Actinopteri; Salmoniformes; Salmonidae
Gene: sri
Product: sorcin
Exons: 17
Coding region: 110-2266 (718 amino acids)
Biological process (GO): non-canonical Wnt signaling pathway; canonical Wnt signaling pathway
Cellular component (GO): plasma membrane
Molecular function (GO): Wnt receptor activity; calcium ion binding; Wnt-protein binding
Source: RefSeq, a predicted model, not a curated record
AUAAAAGCAGGACAUCCGACACUCCCCUUGUGUGUCAAGAAGGGCAAGUCAGGGAAGUUUUACUUUAUUGCCAGUUGGUAUCACAGUGUUAUUCUUUUCAUUCAUAGAAAUGAGUUAUCCUGGAUAUGGUGCUCCCGCAGGCGGAUACCCAGGAGGGUAUGGAGGUGCCCCUGCUGGUGGCCACCCUCCUGGUGGCCCUGGCUUUGGAGGAUACCCUGGUCAGCAGCAAGACCCUCUCUAUGGAUAUUUUGCUGCUGUUGCAGGCCAGGAUGGGCACAUAUCAGCAGAAGAGCUCCAGCAAUGCCUCACACAGGCUAACUUCUCUGGUGGCUACAAACCUUUUAACCUGGAGACCUGCAGACUGAUGAUCAACAUGCUGGAUAGAGACAUGUCAUGUACUAUGGGCUUCAAUGAGUUCAAGGAGCUGUGGACCGUGCUCAAUGGCUGGAAGCAGCACUUCAUGUCCAUUGACCGUGACCAGAGUGGGACCGUGGACCCCCAGGAGAUGCACCAGGCAGUUACUUCCAUGGGCUACAGACUGAGCCCACAAGCCAUGAACGGCAUCAUCAAGAGAUUCAGUUCUCAGGGGAAGAUCACCUUUGAUGACUACGUAGCUUGUUGUGUGAAACUCAGAACCCUGACUGAUCUGUUCCGAAAGCGGGACCAAGCUGGACAGGGAAUGGCCACAUUUCCAUACGAUGAUCACAGGGUCAUGGAGACUUGGGUCCUGUUGGUCUUCAGAUUGUUGCUCUUUGUGCAGACUGGACACAGCAAGCAGUCCUGCCAGCCAGUGACCGUGGACUUUUGUCAAGAUGUUGGUUACAACACGACCAUCAAUCCAACCCACCAAACCAGGGACUACAACCUGAGGCAGCUUCGUAAGAUCGUGAAGACGGGCUGCUCUCCAGAGGUCACAGUUUUCCUAUGUGGCGUUGUUUCACCUGAGUGUGUGUUGGAUGACAAGAUUCCACCCUGCAGUUGGCUCUGUGAGAGGGUGAAGAAUGAAUGUGAGCUUUUUCUGAGAGAGAAGGGUCUAAACUGGCCAGAGAAGAUCAGAUGUGAGGCUUACCCCAAACAAUCCUGUGCCAACGGCCAAGAGAGUAUCCCUGCACCAAACCCUGCAGGAACCUGUGAGCCAAUCAUCAUCCCUCUCUGCAAGGACCUGCCCUACAAGGACACUGUAAUGCCCAACCUAUUAAACCACUCCACACAGGAGGUCGCUGGUUUAGAAUUGAAUCAGUUUUACCCUCUGGUAAAGGUGCAGUGUUCUCCUCACCUUCAGGCCUUCCUGUGCUCCGUCUACACUUCAGAGUGUGUUUCAGGGAAAGCCCGCCCACCCUGCAGAGCUCUGUGUGAGCUAGCCAGAAAGGACUGUGAGGGGCUAAUGAACAAGUUUGGUUUUCAGUGGCCCAGUCAGUUGGAGUGUGACACCCUCACAACGGAAUCUUGUGAACAUUUUGGCGUGACCAGUGCUCCGUCCCCUGAGGGCCCCUGCCAGACAAUCACCAUGCCACUGUGCCAGGGCAUCUCCUACAACCUGACGGCCAUGCCAAAUCUGCUGGGGCACAAAAAACAGGCGGAGGCGGCCGUUAAAAUGGCUCGAAUGGAGUAUGUAUUGAAAUUGACUUGUUCUGUGGAUAUCCGCUUCUUUCUGUGUUCUGUCUACGCUCCCCAGUGUGUGGAAGGGGAGGUGCAGCGCCCUUGCAGAUCCCUUUGUGAGAGAGCCAAACUGGGGUGUGACAGUGUGUUGAAUACGUUUGGGAUGUCCUGGCCUGAUGAUCUGAGCUGUGAAUCCUUUCCAGAGGAGUCAUGCGUGAGAGGGGACAGUAAUCCCGAGCAACUCACGGCUGAGGAACUCCUGGUCAAGCUGAAUGAACUUGGUCACUCUGUUCGGGACCAAUCACUAAGUCUUCAAACUGCCCACAUAUUGUUGGCUCUAGAAGAUAAAGACAAAUCAGGCAAACUGGAUGUGAAAGAAUUCCACAGCCUAAAGAACUAUGUGUCUGUUACCAAGAGAGAGUACUCAGAGUCCUAUGAGUGGCAGAACCCAGGGUUCGUCACAGAAUACCAGAUGAAGAAUGCGCUUGAUGUCCGUGAUCUCAGUUUGGACGAUGAAACGUUCAAAACACUAUGGGACCGGUACAGCUCUGGUGGAGGGAUCAAAUACGAUGACUUUAUGGCCAUUCUCACAAGGCUCAAGAUCCUGAAGGGUCGCUUUAAAUCCCGACUCAUUUCACCUGUGAUGCUGCAACAGACUGUGAGGUAGCCAGUUUCUCCUUCAGUCAGUUGAUCCAAGUAACCAUUAUGUAAGCUGGCGGCAGCUGUCCAGUCACCAGCAAGAGUUCAAUUGACCUGGAAUGCAAUGCAAUGCAGUAACCUGUUAUGGACCAAAAAAACAAUAUUCUGCUGCUUUUUAGUACAUGCCUGUCAAAAAUGAUUGUCAUAGUGCUGUACAAUUUGUGACUGAUGUCCACCUGAAUAUGAUGGCUGUUUCCUCCUGGUUUGUUUGAAUCUCUUUCUGUACAUUUUCUUGCUACAUUGUUUAUAACACAUUUACACACAUAUUUUUGGGGACUCAGUAUUCUAUCGUGUUUUUCAGUUAUACGACAAGACUAGAGACUUUAUUCUCCAUAUCGUCAUUUUUUCUUAAACUUUUAUGUCAUGUUUCUUUUGUCUGUAUACUGUCAUUCUGCUUUUAGCUGCAAAGUUGUACAAGACAGACUAACUAAUAGUAAUAAAACCUUUAUAAAUAUA